Helobdella robusta is the source of this 1815-nucleotide messenger RNA. RefSeq lists its product as hypothetical. Gene Ontology annotation, biological process: G protein-coupled receptor signaling pathway. The transcript has 2 exons. Gene Ontology annotation, cellular component: membrane. The coding region runs from base 1 to 1815 and encodes 604 amino acids. Lineage: Eukaryota; Metazoa; Annelida; Clitellata; Rhynchobdellida; Glossiphoniidae. Gene Ontology annotation, molecular function: G protein-coupled receptor activity. The record is from RefSeq and is a predicted model, not a curated record.
AUGUAUCUUAAAGCUAACAUAACGAUGUUUGAUUAUGCGGGAGAUGCACUGGCGAACGCAACCAACUAUAACAACAAGUUAAUAGUAUACGAAAUAAUCAAGUAUAUCGAAUUAUCGUUUGGAUUAUUUGGUUGCUUAGGCAACAUAACCAGCCUGGCGGUUUUGACGUGCAAUAAAGUCCGACGCAAUGUCGACUCGCAAGAAAAUGUCGUCUACUACGGACUCCUUGCCAUCACAAUUUCUGACCUGCUCUUCUGCUCUACGAUUCUUCCUAAGGUUGGCAUCAAACCGAGUCAAACGGUGUACAAGUCGUGUACGAACUUUGAAGCAUUGUACAACCUGUACGGAUCAUCACUGCUUGGUACAUUCACGAUGUGGAGCGUUUGGUUCAUCGUCGUCACGUCAGCCAUGAGAUACAUUGGCAUCUGCCACCCUUUGAAGGCACGCUAUUUGAUAAGCAAGAAGAAAAUAGUCACAGUAUUAAUAGUCGUCACCGUCAGCUGCUCCAUCCUCAACUCUCCGUCAUUCUUCAUCUUCAGCAUGAAUGAUUAUUGUGAAAUCGACGUAGGAUAUUUUUUUCCUGGCUCGUUAAAGGGAAAAAUUUUUAUAUACGUGAAAUUUAUUUUUUGCACCGUGGUCCCGUUCAUCAUGCUGAUAUUUUUCAACACUCGUCUGCUGAUCGCGCUGAGAAAAUCAGAAAAAUUUCGAAAGAAGAGCAGUCCUUAUUCUUCAAACUGCACGACGGCUACCAGGAAAAAACUUUUGUUAAAACAUUCUCGCAUAUUGGAGAACCUAUCAAAAAAAUAUUUCAAAACUGCUGCGUUAAACAACAACGACCCAAGCAUAUUGUUCAGCAAGAACGAACCUCCGCCGGUGAACAUCAUGAGCAGCGAUGCCGACGAGAAUGAAAAUGACCCCACUCAAAAAAACGUCAAAUUUGUGAAAAAUGAAAUGAACGGAGUAAUAACAAGUGAUCUGGAAGUUGGAACAUCAGAAAAUGCCAACCCUGUCUGUUUCGGCAUCACAGAACUUGACGUCAUAACGACAGUGAACCAGCUGUCUACCACCGCCACAACAACGGCAACCUCAUCCACAAACUCUGCUGCUGCUGACAACAACAUUUUAAAAGUCGACCUUGCAGAGGUCAGAAAAAAAUUAAAAACCGAAGAAGGUGCAAGAUGUUGUUUUAAAAGAUUGAAUUGGUUGCCUACAUGUUCGUGCAAUCUUUCAAAACCGAUCAACCGAAAUUCGAGCAACAGAUUAACAGUCAUUUUAAUCACCAUGACCUGCUUUUAUAUUCUUUUUAUUUUUCCAUGCGAAAUUUUAGACCUGGACUACAGUCAGAUAUUUAAAUUGAACGUAGCUGAAAACUUCUCGUUCAACGAAAACAGCGACUUCAGUGACUACACAGACAACUCAACAAUGAAUGCUGAUGAGUUUGUGAACCCGGAGAAAGAAUUUUCAUUCGACCACUACAGCUUGACCCCUCACGCCAUCGCUGACCUUCUCUACGUCAUUAUCUUCUCCAGCAACUUCUUCUUCUACAGCAUCUUGAACGUACAUUUUAGACAGACAUUAAAGGUGAUACUAGGUGAAUGCGUUCCUUACUUCAAAACAAAGAACCAGCAAGUGCUGCACAGAUUUGACAAGAAAUCAUGCUGGAACGCCAAAAAACUUGACGCGUCUGAGAAUAGUGAACACUUCUCGAGUUUGCACGCCACUGAAAGGACCAACGUUCAAAUAAUGAACGAAAUCGUGAACUCUGACAUUGAGUUGACGUUAAUUUGUGAAAAUGUCAUUCUGGGUUUUUUCUAA